AGUGGUGCCGCCUUGUGUGCGCCUCGGCCAAGUGCUGAAGAGCAUGGCGGCGUAGCUCCUGUACCUGGCAGCUGAGGGCGACAGCCUGUUUGGCUUGCAGCUAUGGGAUGCUGUUGCUGUGGAUUCUCGUCCUCAUACCUCCCGCAGCCGGAGCAGCCGCUGGAUCACAGGGUCUAUGCGGAGUCCUACACUCGUCAAGAUCGCGCGAAGAUUUGGGAAUCUAUUGGGAAGGAAGGUGGUCAAGAGAUCAUGCGCUUUAAUGAGGUGGAGGACAUCCGCGCAUACAAUCCAGGUGGAUCAGAGCAGUGGCAGGUUGGUGUGCUGGUUCUGACAGAGUUGUUUUUGUGCUGGAAUUCGACUCCCUCGACUGGAAGCGAGACGGCCUCGCAGCAUUCGAAGGCCACGAGACGUGCGCGGAUUCGAGGUGGGAGUUCGAUUGUGAUUGGGUAUGGCAUGAUAGAGGAGGUUGGCAUCGUUUGCUUUGAUGCUGGUGGAUGUGCAGUGAGAGUGGUGGCUCGUGAGGCCUUUGGCGAGCAGUUCGAGGUGAUUUUCCGGGUGCUGCAGCCAGCCGAGACCUUGCCAGCCUUCACAACCACCAUUCCGGAGGAGUCUGGACCAGAAGGGAGUGAAGCAUGGCAUCAGAUGCUGGCAAACAUGAUGGACCGCGUGCUGAAAGCCUACAACUGGUCUCAUUACUUCCUGCACUGCGCUUUGCGCCAGCGUGACUUGUUUGAGCACAUCGGAGUCAUCCAGCCUGAGCCGAACAGGCUUGACCAGCCCGGUGCCACCGAAGCCAGUCGGCCUGAGCUUGCCCUUCUACCAAACGAGGAGAUUACGCAGACAUUCAGCGGAAUCCUCAACUUCGGUGCCUCUCAGGAGGACCUGGUCGGACAUUUGAUAGUCACCAAUUGCAGAGUGGUUUGGGCACUCGACCGGGAUCGUACGACUUACAAUGUCAGCGUGCCACAUAGAGCACACGUUCCUUCGUUGACUGACACCCAAACCUUCGGGCUGUGCCUCGUUUUGCACAUCCCGCAGCCCUUCCUGAACAACCCGGACCACCUGGGCGGUAUGCGCUUGGGCUUUGGCGCCGCAGGCAUGAAGGACCUGGAGCGGAAGCAGCGACUCGAGCAGAUCCUGCAGCACAUCGUGGAGAUGCAAGGUCAGUACUGGAGGCAGCCGAAGUACGGCGUCGCAGACUACAUGCGAAACUCCCGACAGUACAAGGUAGAGUCCAAUGUGAGACUGCUUCAUGCCCUGAGUCAUCUGGACACCCUCAGCGAAAACACCCGGCCCGACACCAUCGAGUCGGACUUGCAAGGGGAAGUGAGCGAAUGCGUGAUUUGCCUGGAGCAGGUUUGCAGCGAGUCGCGGCUGGCGUACUUGCUGGCCGCGGGCAAGCUCGGUUGGGCUUGCAGGCACAUCUUCCAUUUGGAAUGUGCUCAGCAGCUGGCCACACGCAAGUGCCCGGUGUGUCGGUCGAGCUUCAGCGAAGUCCGCGAGAUGCCUGAUAUCCGCCACAAUCCUGGAGCUUGGUUCGACGCCAUGGACGUGGAUCGAACAGGGGAUUUGGACUUGGACGAGGUCCUAGGGGCUUUGUCCGUAGUUCUGCCCAUCGAUCGCGACAAGCUGGAGCUGUUGCUGCGGCCAGAGAACGAGGCUCCCACAGAAGCCAUCCUCAAUGACACCGUGGCGCAUGAGAGCUCAAUCCUCGACAGCGACAACCGGCUACGGCCCGAGCCGGCUCCGCCGGCGCUGCCCAACUUGCCGUCCUCGGCCUUGUGGCGGCAGUGGGACAAAGCAGGUACUGGCCGCAUCACGCGGAAAGACUUUGAGGCUCCCGAAGGCGGGCUCUUAGUCUGGAUCCUUGCUCGACUGAAGCUAGUGCAUCGCGGCCAACGUCCACAUCCAUGUCUGGCCGCUGCCGCCAGUUCUGAAGCCCUUGGCAGGUGGUUUGACUUCUGGGAUUGGAGUCAGGUAGGCUUCCUCACGCGCGGCCAGAUCACUCGAGCUGUCGCGCGAGAGUUUGAAGGAAGAUUGGCUGACCUUAAGUGCCUGGACUUGGUGCGAGAUGUCUGGAAAGUCACCACCGAGGAGACGAUGUCAAAGCCGGUGACUCCAAAGUCUUCCGUGGUGACUCCGAGCAACGUGCCGGACGAAGAGCCUGGCAGUCCUAUGUCAGGACAUACGAGCAAGCACCACCUGGCACUGGCGCAUGCAGAUCCGUGGAACCUCCGAGAAGGCAUUUGCUCCAGAGGAGAUUUUCUGGAGGGAGGUCUCGGCUCAGCAUUGCGCCUGAAACUGUUGGAAGUGACAACUCAGCGGUCUGCUGCGGGUCGGCACCGACAGACGUCCAGAGAGAUGCACAGCAUGUUUAGCUUCGAAGAAGCAUUGGUGUCUGCAACUGGAUCGACAGGAACGACCAGGUUCCUGCAGUCUUUGGCAGAGUGUGCGGGCGCGGGCAAGAGGCGACCACCCGGCGAACCAGAGCCUUUGGGUGCUCGCCGGGGACCUCGUCUUUUGCCACUUUUUUGCGCCUGGCGCGGCUGGCUGCAUCGCCAGGUCAGUCCGCAAGCGCCCUGUCCGUGGACGCAAGCUGCAACAUGUGCACUGCGUGAGUAAAAUAAAGAUGAGCCAACAUGAUCCGCAGUGACAAGGCUGUCGUGGUGCAGUUCUCGCUU
Effrenium voratum is the source of this 2681-nucleotide messenger RNA. NCBI's taxonomy places the organism in Eukaryota, Dinophyceae, Suessiales, Symbiodiniaceae. The record is from the annotation of a GenBank genome assembly.